Magnolia sinica is the source of this 4866-nucleotide messenger RNA. Its product is annotated as chloride channel protein CLC-f-like. Bases 2453 to 3100 code for a protein of 215 amino acids. Lineage: Eukaryota; Viridiplantae; Streptophyta; Magnoliopsida; Magnoliales; Magnoliaceae. The record is from RefSeq and is a predicted model, not a curated record. The transcript has 6 exons. Gene Ontology annotation, molecular function: voltage-gated chloride channel activity. Gene Ontology annotation, cellular component: chloroplast; membrane; Golgi apparatus. Gene Ontology annotation, biological process: chloride transport; transmembrane transport.
CUGUCCCUCAUUUCUUCAAGGCCGACAUAAAGAGCUAAUGGAACUGUAAGAGGAGGAGAGAACUUUUGAGAGAAAUAGAGAGGGAUGUCUCCCUAUCUUAUUUAGGCUAUAGUCGGGCCUCUUUUCCCUUCGCCUGCGACGGUUAGUGUUCUUUACACUACUAAUAGAAGAAGAGCAGCUGUUACCGCAGUUUUCUUCACUUGUUCUUUUCUCUUCUUCUCCAAUUUUCCCUUCUUUCCGUUGCUUCUCUUUCCUGUUUUGGUGGACUCCAAUGCUUUUACUCUGAGGCAGUGUUUUUUUUUUUUUUUUUUGGUGUAAUUGCAUGAUUUUUCUUUUAAAAUUUUCAUUUAUCUUUCUGACUUAUAUUUGUAUUUCUAUUCCAAUACUCGGAUUCAAAUGGCCGCGAGUCAAUGAAUGAUUUCUUUCUUAUUGUUUGCAAUGUAUUUGACUUCUUGUUAUUUCCCAUCCUUUAGGCCGUCAAUCUAUUUCCUGGUGAAAUAGAUUAUUGGGAAGGCUAUUCUUAGUAUUCUAGUUUUUUUUUUCUUGGAUGUUGGGAAUGAGUUGUCAGGACUCAGGAGAGGAGUGGAAAGGCCUUUUAUUUUCAAAAUAUAAUUUUUGGAUGGGAAUCUGUUUCCCAUCAUCUUGCAACCAUCUUAAAGAUGGAAUCAUCAGUUUUUGGGAAUUCAUUUCCCACACUUCCCCAGUACCUGAACACAAUCACUAAUGAAUUACAUUUCCCUGGGAUUGGAUUCCCAUAUAUUUCUAUAUAUAUGGUCUGAAAUGGUAGGAAAGGCCUUUUAUUUUAUUUUAUAGGAGAGUUGGAUUUUAGGUGCUAUUAUAGCAAAUUUGGAAGGAUUGAGUUACCAGAAAAUCUUGUCAGUACAGAGAUAAGAGGUUUUGAAGCUGCUUUUUUUUUUUUUUCUUUCUUUCUGUCUUGGAGGUAAGUUGCAUUUAAAUGAUACAUGUAGAAAUAUCACAUUUAUUGAGCUUGGGUAGAACUGAUAUUGAAUGAGGGUGCAAUGGAGCUUACUGGAAGGGAUGUUAGUGAGGCAAAUAUAAAUAAUUAUUAUCGAAGAUGUUUCAAGGUGGAUGAUUCAUUUGUAUUUCAAAUCCUAGUGAUAUAACCUGAGCUAGAGUUUGUGGAUGAAAAUUCAGAUCUGCCCUAGUCUCCUAUUCUAGUAAGUUGCUUCUACUCCCAUCUUAGCUAUUGACCUAAAUUAAUCUUCACCAUCUUUUACUGAUGUUUGUUAUCAUUUUUUGGAUGUGGAUAUUGUUGAAACUUAAAAAUGCAAUCUUACUAUCUUUAGCAAUGAGCUCUUUUUAAUAAAGAUGUAGGGUGUGUUUCAUUGCAACAAAUAUCAUGAAAUUUCAUGAUUAAUCAAUUUACUUUUGUGCAAAGUAUCAUGAUAUUUCAUGAAAUUUGGUGUAACCAAAUGCAGCCGUAACUACAUAGUGUUCCAUGCAUGCUUCAAUCUUUAUAAAUGUUUUUCAUCCUGCCCCUUCCGUGUUGCCACUGCUUUUCACUCUUUUUAAAUGUCAUUGGCUUCCUCCUACUUUAUGGGAUAAAAACAUAUUGACUAACUUUGCAGGGAUACUUAAUGCUAAUUGAUGGUAUAUUGAACAAAUUAAAUACUACAAGUAUUGUUUUAUCUUGUUAAUUUCAAGCAAUAUUGUGCUUAUGAAGCUGCUGUGCUAUAUGGCUAUGUAUAUUUGUUUACUUGCAGGUGCUCUUCUUUUAAUAACUUGUUUCUUUUAAAAGAAUUUACCCUAAAUAGGGUAUCAAUAGGAUGAAUCCUAGAGUACCAUUACCCCAGGCCUACUGAGGUUCUCAUUGUUCUGGGUUUGGGCCUCUUUCAUGUAGGACCUGAACCCAGGCAUAAUCGGGAUUAGAAUGAUGCUUGAGCUGAUCAUGGCAUGCACUCGUGCUAUUACGUUAGUUAGUUGUCAUCAUAUUUGUAUUAAUCAGGCCCUUGUUGCAGUCUUGCUUUUAGUAUUUAGCUUAUAGAUGUUUCCAAAUAACUGUAGACAUCUUAUCUUGCGUAUGAUGAUUAUGGCAUUGUUAGUUCCUGUAACUAUGCCUAUCAAAUUCUAUUUUGAUCUUCUGUUUUUCAGCCAAAAAGAUAGUUUUUAGGAUCAUACUUAUGGCACUGUAGUUCCUGUAAUUGUCUCUAAAAUUCUAUUUUGAUAUUCUGUUUUUAAGCCGAACAGAUACAGUUUUCAGAAUCACACCCGGUUUCUCUCAACAGAUCUAGUUCCUAUAAAAUACACAAUUUGUUUUAUCUUUGCAUGGUCUGGUCAUAAUCACUCAAGAACCAUACAUCUACAUUUGAAUUUUAAGGAGUACACUGCUUGGCCCGAAUUACCGUUGUUUUCAUUAUACCUGCAUUCCAUGCAGGCUGGUCCAUUUCUCACUUAUAUACCAAUACAAUAAAUAAGUCCGGUUGCUUGAACCAUGGAUGAAUGUUGCACAAAGAUUACCACAUCGAGCAGUUCUAAUCAUUCAAUGGUCAGCUUGCAAGCUUUAGGUGGUCUAGGAGCUGGUAUAAUAGCUCUGAGGUACCCAGGGAUACUGUACUGGGGCUUUACAAAUGUGGAUGAAAUCCUACGCAUGGGGAAGAGUGCUUCAGCACCUGGAAUUUGGCUGUUGACUCAAUUGGUGGGGGCCAAAGUUGUGGUGACUGCUCUUUGCAGGGGAUCUGGGCUUGUGGGUGCUCUUUAUGCCCCAAGCUUGAUGAUCGGUGCUGCUCUUGGUGCCGUGUUUGGGGGUUCGGCUGCAGAAAUCAUCAAUUCAGCCAUCCCAGGAAAUGUUGCUGUUGCCCAGCCACAGGCCUAUGCUCUGGUCGGGAUAGCUGCUACUCUAGCUUCACUUUGUUCAGUUCCCUUGACAUCCGUGCUACUUCUGUUUGAGCUGACAAAGGAUUACAGAAUUUUGCUUGCACUCAUGGCACGCCUUCAGGUUCCUGAAACAGUUGUCCAGCAGAUAUUUUUGUUAAACAGCCUUGACGUGGAGCUUUAUAAGCAUGCGCAGGAGGACAUCUUUGCACAGCAGCAGAAACAUCUUGCCGAGAAGUUGGAUAAAGUGGUAAGUCCGGAUUCCUAAGAUUGUGUUAGGUCACAUAUAAUACAAAUCACUCGUAUUCAGUUGGCUAUCUUCCUGAAGAUCCACCAAAUGCUUCUCUCGGAGAUUGUAAAAUUAUAGCGUAUCUAGCAAAGCUGUUCCAGCCCCCUGCUUUGCUGUUCUGUUUCGAUGAUCAGUUUCAAAUAUAUUGUAACCAUUGGAAUGGAAAACUAGCCAGAAGAUUAAGACGUGUUUGAAUGUACAGUUUAACAGAAUCAGAAUAGUUCAAUGACAGAGAGCGAAUGGCCAAAAGUGGAGGUGGGGGCAUUGUGGUCUGUAAUAAUAACCAACUGCCAAUUACAAUUCCAUGUGUCUCAAGUUGGCUUGAAACAAUGAAAAUUGCUUCUGCAUCCCUUCCAUGAAAAUCUCUCUCUAAACUCUAAAAACACCUAAACCCCCCUGAGAAUGCCCAAAAGCUUCAUCUUAUUUCUCUGAGGAGCAAUGGACGAGACGAUGGUCUAAGGAAAGGCUACUUGGGAUGGUCCAAACCGGAGGACAGGUUUUUCAAUGAUCUGCCUACCACAUUGCAUAAGAGUAAAUGCAGGAAUGCCCAUUUUUGGAGGUAAGAUUUCUGUUGUUGGCAAUGAAUACAAUGAGGAUAGCAAGCCCUCAUAACCUGCUCCCCAAAAGAAUCACCUCAAUUCAAGAGGAAACAAGCUGCACCUAUUACUAGAGCGGAAGAGGAUGACAUACUUGUGGGGUAUUGAUUAUGAGUUUUCUGGCAAAUGCCUGAAUCAAAGUCCUAUUUCAGAAGACAUGGAAAACCGGUUUUAAAUGAGGCACUGAAAUUAGCCAAUACGUGUGGCUAGCUUGAAUCUCACUAAGUUCUCUUGAUCUUAUUACAGGUCCAAGCAGUUGCAUUAAAUCAACAUGUGACAAUUCUUCUUAAUAGCUCUUUUCAUCACUCGAUGGUCAUGGUAAGAGAACAUCAUCCCACUUUUGAACUUUUCUUGCUUCCUAUUUACCUUACAGGAAUUGUACCUUGCAUUGGGCAAGAUUGGCCUGUGGGUUCGAGACCUGACUUGAAUGGGUUGGACUUGAGCUUAAUAUAGACCCACUCACUGGCCUAGCCCUAAUUUAAAAUGGGUUGGCCUAAAGCGUAGGUUGGGUCAGCCCACAGUUUAACUGACUCAACCUACUUUUGAGGCAGGUUUCAACUAAACUAAUUGGGUAGUGGGUCAGGUUCAAACUAGAAAUAUGUCUGUUUAAGUAAAUGGAUCAGGCUUGUGUUGAACCUUACAUUAGACAUAUAAUCUCACGUUAGGGCCAGGGAUUAAAAAAAAAAAAAAAUCAGUUUUACAUGUGAUUCAGGUGGGCCACACUGAAGAAAACAAGACAUCCACCCUUGAUUUUUAUAGGGCCCACUAUGAUGAUUAUAUAAACCCUGGUCCAAACAUUAGAUUCUACGCCAAAAUUUAGUCCUAGGGCCCAAAAAUCUAUAUGUGAUUCAAAUGGGCCACACCAAGGGUAACGAUUUGAAGAGUGGACAUGGGCAAUGUUUCCAAUGUGGUCUACUUGAAUCAUAGAUGGGACUGAGUUUUGAGCCUUGGUCCUAACAUGGGGUAAUGCACCCGGUAGUCGGGAUGGAUUUUGACUGUGGGCCCUAGCCUCCAAUGAUAAUUACUUAAAUUAAUUAAUGGGGUAGGGUAGCUUAUUAAAAAACUUUUUAAAAAAGGUACCCGUAAAUACAGUAGUAAUAAGGUAUCUUGUAAAAUUCUCUUUCAAGCUUGUGUGGUAUAUAAUAUGGG